AUGCACUCGGGAAGCUCUAGCAGUUACAGUUUUGGUUCUGUAUACAAAAGAGUUCUUUCUAGCAAUGGAGCAAUUAUUGCAGUUAAAGUGUUAAACCUUCAACAACGAGGAGGUUCCAAGAGUUUCAUUAAUGAAUGCAAUGUUUUGAGAAGUUUACGACAUCGUAAUCUCCUUAAGGUUAUCACUGCUUGCUCAAGUAUUGAUCAUCAAGGGAACGACUUUAAGAGUCUAGUUUUUGAGUUCAUGUCUAAUGGAAGCCUAGACGAGUGGCUGCAUGCUAUAGAGGAUGAGCAACAUCAAUGCAAGAGAUUGAGCUUUAUUCAAAGACUGGACAUAGCCAUGGAUGUUGCUUAUGCAUUACAAUAUCUUCAUCUCCAUUGCCAAACACCGAUUAUUCACUGUGAUUUAAAGCCAAGCAAUGUCCUCCUCAAUGAAGAUAUGGUAGCCCAUGUUGCUGACUUUGGAUUAGCAAAGUUCAUCAUUGAGGCAUCACAUAAUCCCUCCAAAACUCAAAGUAUGUCAGACUUUUCAGUUGCAUUGAGGGGUUCCAUCGGGUACAUUCCUCUAGAGUAUGGGAUGGGUGGCCAAAUUUCCAUACUUGGAGAUAUUUAUAGCUAUGGUGUACUCUUGCUAAAGAUGUUCACUGGGAAAAGACCCACCGAUGACAUGUUCAACAAAGGUCUGAGCAUUCAAAAGUUUACUGCAAUGACUUUGCCGGAACGUGUCAUGGAUAUAAUGGACUUGUCAAUGCCCUUUGAAGAAAAUGAAGAUGAUGAUGAAACAAAUAACGUUGACAUAGUAGAAAGAACAAUAAUCAAAGAAGUUGAUCAUCAUUUUAAUACUAGAAGUAGAGUGGUGGAUUGCUUGAUCUCAAUGUUGUAG
This is a messenger RNA of Corylus avellana, 882 nucleotides long. NCBI's taxonomy places the organism in Eukaryota, Viridiplantae, Streptophyta, Magnoliopsida, Fagales, Betulaceae. The record is from RefSeq and is a predicted model, not a curated record.